Messenger RNA from Saccoglossus kowalevskii, 4728 nucleotides. RefSeq lists its product as uncharacterized. Gene Ontology annotation, molecular function: protein binding. NCBI's taxonomy places the organism in Eukaryota, Metazoa, Hemichordata, Enteropneusta, Harrimaniidae. The record is from RefSeq and is a predicted model, not a curated record.
CCACUACAUAGCUCAACAGAAGACGUAUCGGCUGCAGUGGACAGCGUCGUCCGCUCUUUCUCCAGUCAAAUUUAGAAAGGAACGCCUCGCAGAAAACUAGGAACUUAAGUUUGGAUUGGAAUUUAGUCAUAAAAGUGAGGUCACUGAAGUAGUUAUGUUUGGAAAUGGAUAAAUUAUACCUGUCAGCAGAAGACAAUUGGUCACCACUCGAUCUUCGACUAGAUUUGGGUCAACUGAGUGGUCGACCCCGUCGCAACGAUUACUCUUUUCAGAUUCAGUUGAACCCAUUCGGUAACGAUAUGGUUAUACAGCAGCUAUACGAAGAGUCUCCCAUCGUCCAGGCGAUUUUCCAUGGAGACCCUGAUGAAGUCAGAGCACUGAUUUACAAGAAGGAGGACGUUAACACACAGGACAUGGAAAGACGAUCACCACUGCAUGCAGCGGCAUAUUGUGGCGAGUCAGAAAUUGUAGACGUUUUAAUUCAGAGCGGUGCCCGUGUUAACACCAAGGAUAACAGAUGGUUAACACCUCUGCAUAGAGCAUGCGCUUCCAGAAGUGAGGAUGUUGUAAAGGUAUUGAUAAAACACAACGCUGAUGUUAAUGCGAGAGACAAGAAUUGGCAGACACCGCUACAUGUUGCUGCUGCUAACAAUUCUGUGAAAUGUGCUGAAGCGAUUAUUCCACUCUUGACGAAUGUCAACGUUAGUGAUCGUCAAGGACGCACUAGUUUACAUCAUGCUGCUUUCAAUGGGCAUAUAGAUAUGGUUGAUUUACUGUUAUCCAAAGGUGCCAGUAUAAACGCAUUUGAUAAACGUGACCGUAGAGCCAUUCACUGGAGUGCAUAUAUGGGUCAUGUAGACAUUGUUAAAAGACUGAUCAGUCAUGGUGCGGAUGUCAGAUGUAAAGAUAAAAAGAUGUAUACACCAUUACAUGCUGCCUCCGCUAGUGGUCAGAUUUCUGUGGUCAAAUUAUUACUCGACAUGGGAGUAGAGAUUGACGUACCAAAUGCAUUUGGUAACACUCCUAUGCAUGUAGCAUGUCAUAAUGGACAAGACGUAGUUGUUAAUGAACUAUUAUUGUAUGGUGCAUCAGUCAACACUGUGAAUCACAAAGGACAGAGUCCCUUGCAUCUAGCUGCUGCCUCAACCCAUGGUGCCUUGUGUCUUGACCUGCUUGCCAAUGACGGUGCUAAUUGCAAUUUACAGUGUAAAGAAGGUAAAACGCCACUACAUAUGACCGCUGUGCAUGGUAGAUUCACCAGAUCUCAAACUCUCCUUCAACACGGAGCCCAUGUUGAUCUGACUGAUAAGAGUGGAAAUACACCAUUGCAUAUCGCAUCAAGACAUGGUCAUGAGUUAUUGAUUGGUACUUUGUUGAAUAGUGGAGCUGAUCAUAAACGGAGAGGUGUGAAUGGUAUGUCUCCCCUUCAUCUCGCUAGUCUCAGUGGUUAUGUAGAUUGCUGUAAGAAACUACUGGAAUGUGGUUACGAGAUUGAUUCUGCUGAUGACAGCGGUAGAACUUGUCUGCAUACAGCUGCUUGUGGAGGGAACGUUGAAUGUCUUGACUUAUUAAUGAGUCGUGGUGCUGAUUUCACAGUAAUGGAUAGCUUUGGUAGAACACCGAUACAUUAUGCGGCUGGUAACGUGCAUUAUCAGUGUGUAUUAUCGUUAGUAGCGGUAGGUGCCAAUGUUAACCAAGCUGAUAGAAGAAUGUGUACACCGUUACAUUAUGCAUCUGCGUCAGAUGCAGAUGCUAAGGUUGUAGAACAUUUGCUACGAAAUGAUGCCAACCCAUGUUUACGUGACCAUAGUGGAUUCAAUGCAGUUCACUAUGCAGCGGCUAACGGACAUAAAUUAGCAUUGGAAAUGCUAUUAGAUGUAGCAGGUACCGAUUUACUAAGUAGAAGUGGAGCAGCUCCAUUAACCACGCCUCUUCAUUUAGCUUCCUACAACGGCCAUGUGGAUGCCUUGUUGGUGUUGAUGCGUAAUAUAAUGAAUCUAGAUAUACAGGAUGGCAAUGGAAGGACACCAUUAGAUUUAGCCUCUUUCAAAGGCCAUGCGGAAUGUGUUGAAGCAUUAAUUAUGCAAGGUGCUACUAUAUUGGUACAUGAUAGAGUGUCUAAAAGAACACCAAUACAUGCUGCAGCUUACAAUGGUCAUACUGAAUGUAUGAGAAUCCUUAUACAGAACGCUGAUAGUCAAAGCAUAGUAGACUGCCUUGAUGACCAGGCUAGGACACCACUCAUGAUAGCAGUAGCAAAUGGGCAUAUAGACUGCACAUUGUUAUUAUUAGCACAGUCAGCUAAUGUGAAUAACCGUGAUAUAUAUGCAAGGACUGCUCUACAUAGGGGGGCUGCCAAUGGGCAUGAAGAAUGCGUAGAUGCACUCUUACAGAAUAAUUCAGAUCCAUCUAUUCGUGAUGUCAGAGGUCGUACACCAUCACACAUGGCUGCUGCUUGUGGUCAUGUUGGAAUGUUAGGUGCUCUUAUACAAGCCGGUUGUGAUAAUAUCGUUGAUAAUCAAAACUAUACACCUUUACAUUGGGCUUGUUAUAAUGGUCAUGAAAGUUGUGUUGAACUUCUUUUAGAACAAGACCGCGCACUGUACUUUGAUGGAAAUACAUUCUCACCACUGCACUGUGCUGUCUUAAAUGACAAUGAAAAUUGUGCUGAAUUAUUAUUAGAAGCUCUUGGUGAUAAAAUAGUAAAUGGUCAGGACGAAAAGGGAAGAACACCUUUACAUGCUGUCUCAUUCAAUGACCAAGUGGAGUGUCUACAAUUAUUACUAAGUGCUGGUGCUCAAGUAAAUGUAACCGAUGGUAACGAUAAAACACCACUAAUGUUGGCAUCAGAAAAUGGAUCUGCUGGAGCUGUUGAAGUGCUUGUGAACAGUGCUGCUGCCGAUAUCAGUAGGGUAGAUGUAGAUCAAAACACAGCCCUUCACUUUGCUUGUGCUCAGAGCCAUACCACAUGUGCGCUGUUGUUACUUGAAAAGAUAGAUCAGGCAUCAUUAUUAAACUUACCAAAUAACAAAGGUGAAAGCCCUCUGCAUAUAUCAGCACGUAAUGGUUUGGUAUCAGUAGUACAGGAACUUAUAUCAAAGGGUGCUAGUGUCUUAGCAGUAGAUGAAAGGGGUUAUACUCCUGCGUUGAGUUGUGCCUCGAAUUCUCAGGUAGCUGACUGUCUAGCAUUGAUUCUAGCCAACAUGAUGCCGUUUACGCCAAAUAGUGGAAAUAACUCUCGAAUUACGCUUGCUAUGACCGGGGAGUUGGCAAGGUCACCAUCAGUAGAAGAACCAGCAUCAACACCGACUAGCUAUGCUGAUUCCGAUUCUGAAACCUAUUAGUAAUCCAUUGUUUUUCAGUUGUCAUGGUUAUCCUGGAUUCUGCUUCUAAAUUGUCCCUUUUAGGUGUUUGUUAUUAAAGUAAACCUGCUGCUCGAUUAAAGCAAUAUUCACAUGGCAGUGGUAACGUUUUGGAGAAAAAAUUGUAUAUAUUAGUAUUGAAAUGAAUAUAUUAAAUUGUAAAUACAUUUAGUUAUUCAAUAUUAUUAAUAACCCUGUUGAAUGAACCAUGAAGUAAUAGAAAGAGGGUGUUUGUCUGCAUACCAUCACACUUUACAUUUAUUGUCAACUAUUGGCCAUAUGGCAUAAUGUCAGCUACUCCCUUUGUGUCUCUUUGUUUGCAGUAUUCCGUUUUAUUCAACAUAUACUUUUCAAUUUAGUGGGACAUUGAAUUCGCAUCAGUAUUACAGGCUCGGGAAUUUGUUAGACAAAAUAUGGUUAUGGUAGAUUAUUUUCUUUUUGCAAUCCAUACACACCAGUAAUGUUACGCCGGAAUAAAUUGCAGGUAAUUGUGACUUUGAGUUAUUCCAUAGCUCAGUCUGGGAAUAAUCAUGACAAUCUUAGUGUCUAUGUAUAUUAACCCACCUAAUAUGCAAUGUGCGUGUCUUCUGAAAUGGUCUUAUAUAUCUAUAUUACAGUACUCGGUAUGAAUGGCAACAUUAUGUGUUAUACCUCCCUGUGACUUGGCAGGAAAUUAUUUCAAAUUUGAAAAACGAAACAAAAAACUUAAGGUUUUUUUAAAUAUUCAAUACAUGUGGAACAGUUAAUGUGGACUGAUACAAGUAGUCCUGUGGCAUCAGUUUUUCUCAUUUAAGAUUUAUUUUUGUUUGCAGUUAUUUUUAUUAUCUACUCAACUAAUAAUAUCCACAAUUAUAUGGCAUGGUUAUCUACAGAACGCAUUCCAUCAUAUAGUUAUUCCACAACACCGGAUUAUCUACUGUGUCCCAAUGUUUUCAUCCAAGCCAUCAGCAUAUUGAUGGCUUAACUGUCUCUGGUAUCAUUGAAUCAUCUACACUAUCCUCCAAGCCAUCAGCAACUUAUUGUGAUGCAACCAUUGACACACAGUAUUCAUGUUUGUAUGUAUAAUUUGAUACAUUUGACACAUCUGCUCUGAUAAGCCAUCAACAAUUGUAACCUAUUAUUUGUAUUCAAGAGAUGUUAUUGCAUUCCUUCAGUACUUUGAUAUUUUUGUUUUAAUCGCGAUAUCCUUAUGUUAAAUGUGUUUACUUGUCGUUUUCUUUUAACUAAUGUAUGAUAUACCAGUCCAAAUGAUUCAGUUUUCUGAACUCAUACAAGUGAUGAUCAGUUACAAUUUUAAUAUCAGCUUUACAAGAUGAAUGAUCACAACAAAGUAAUAAUGCAUAUUUGUAAUGACUUUAAUAUGUUG